Perca fluviatilis (European perch) is the source of this 8138-nucleotide messenger RNA. Its product is annotated as unconventional myosin-IXAa-like. NCBI's taxonomy places the organism in Eukaryota, Metazoa, Chordata, Actinopteri, Perciformes, Percidae. The record is from RefSeq and is a predicted model, not a curated record. Gene Ontology annotation, biological process: intracellular signal transduction. Gene Ontology annotation, molecular function: protein binding; ATP binding; microfilament motor activity. Gene Ontology annotation, cellular component: myosin complex.
GUACGACAGGGCAAGCGAUUGUAGACGAGAAGAAAAAGGAGAGAGAGCAGAGAGAGGGGAGCUGUGGGAGGACGACGUGACGAGAGGACUCCAAACAGAAGCUCUCAGGACUACGACACGCACACACAGAGAAGGAAAACAGAAAGAAACAGGUCAUAUCUACAGCACAUUUGGAGAUUCGUGCAGCGGGAUACGGGCUGCGGACUGUUAAGCACGACAGCGUUUCCCUGCGGUAAAACCAGCCUGAGUUGUUGGACAGGAGGCUGCUCUUCCUCGUCAGAAAAAGAGGCUUUAUAGCGGGGAGGUUUACGGAGCAGCGGACUGAAGUCACAGUGGAGAAGUUGGGAUGUCCUGAGUCAGUCCUCCGGGCCCAGAGAGCGCUGUGCUGAUGGGACCUGCUGCGCCACCAUGAGCUUACAAGAUGGCGGCUGCAGCUACGCCAGCAGCGCCAAUAUGGCCACGGCUAGUGGCAGCAUGCGGCGGCGCCUGGAGGACCAGGAGUUCACCCUGCGAGUCUACCCGGGCACCCUGGCUGAGGGCACCAUCUACUGCCCCGUCGGCGCCCGCAAGAACACCACAGCUGCUGAAGCCAUCGAGUGCCUCAUCGAGCGGUUGCGCCUGGAUCGUACCAAAUGCUACGUGUUGGCUGAGGUGAAAGAGUUUGGCGGGGAGGAAUGGAUCCUGAACCCCGGCGACUGCCCUGUUCAGCGUAUGAUGCUGUGGCCACGGAGCGCCCUGGAGAACCGCAGCGGACUGGGCAGUGGCGACGACUACCGCUUCCUCCUGCGGGAAAAGAACCUGGAUGGAUCUAUUCAUUAUGGCGGCAGCCUGCAGAUGUGGCUGCGGGUGACUGAGGAGCGCCGCCGCAUGGUGGAGCGGGGUUUCCUCCCCCAGCCUGCAGGGAGCGACCCUCCGUCCGACCUCUGCACUCUCCCGGAGCUAACAGAGCGCGCCAUUUUGGAAAGCCUUCGGGCACGUUUCCGCCAGGAGAAGAUCUACACUUACAUCGGGAGUAUUCUUAUUGUGAUUAACCCCUUUCAGUUCCUGCCAAUCUACAAUCCUAAAUAUGUCAAAUUGUACGACAACCACACACUGGGGAAGCUGGAGCCCCACAUUUAUGCUGUGGCGGAUGUGGCGUAUCACGCCAUGCUACAGCGACGGAGGAACCAGUGCAUAGUCAUUUCUGGUGAGAGCGGGUCUGGGAAAACCCAGAGCACCAACUUCCUCAUUCAUCACCUGACUGCACUCAGCCAGAAGGGAUUCGCCAGCGGGGUGGAGCAGAUCAUCCUGGGAGCGGGGCCUGUGUUGGAGGCCUUCGGGAACGCUAAGACGGCCCACAACAACAACUCCAGCCGCUUCGGCAAGUUCAUCCAGGUCAACUACCAGGAGAGUGGCACCGUCAGAGGAGCCUAUGUGGAGAAGUACCUGCUGGAGAAAUCCCGCCUGGUUUACCAGGAGCACAAUGAGAGGAACUACCAUGUUUUCUACUACCUGUUGGCCGGAGCCAGUGAAGAAGAGAGGAAGUCCUUCCACCUGCUCAAACCUGAGGAAUACCACUACCUCAACCAGAUGACAAAGAAAUCGCACAAACUCCACUGGGACAAUUACUAUGAGAGCGAUCUGCAGGACUGCUUCACAGUGGAAGGAGAGGAUCUGAAACAUGACUUUGAGCGGCUGCAGCUGGCUAUGGAGAUGGUCGGCUUCCUACCCACCACACGCAAACAGAUCUUCUCCCUGCUGUCAGCAAUCCUCCACCUGGGAAACAUCCGCUACAAGAAGAAGACCUACAGGGACGAUUCCAUCGACAUCUGCAACCCAGAGGUCCUGCCCAUUGUCUCGGAGCUGCUAGAGGUCAGAGAGGAGAUGCUGCUGGAGGCGCUGACCACCAGGAAGACGGUGACCGUCGGAGAGAGGCUCAUCGUGCCCUACAAACUUGCUGAGGCGGGCACGGUGAGGGACUCCAUGGCUAAGUCACUGUACAGCGCGCUGUUUGACUGGAUUGUGUUCAGGACCAACCAUGCUCUGCUAAACAACAAGGACCUGGAGGACAAGUCAAAGAUUCUGUCGAUAGGAGUCCUGGACAUAUUUGGUUUUGAGGAUUAUGAGAACAACAGCUUUGAACAGUUCUGCAUCAACUUCGCCAACGAACGACUGCAGCACUACUUCAACCAACACAUCUUCAAAUUAGAGCAGGAGGAGUACAGGGCAGAGGGCAUCACCUGGCACAACAUCGAGUACAUCGACAACAGCGGCUGCCUCAACCUCAUCAGCAAGAAACCCACAGCGCUGUUCCACCUGCUGGACGAGGAGUGCAAUUUCCCCCAGGCUUCCAAUCAGACCUUGCUGGACAAGUUCAAGCGUCAGCAUGAAGGAAACAGCUACAUCGAGUUCCCCGCUGUCAUGGAGCCCGCCUUCAUCAUCACACACUACGCUGGUAAAGUCAAGUACGGAGUCAAGGACUUCAGGGAGAAGAACACUGACCACAUGCGUCCCGAUAUCGUAGCCUUGCUCAAGAGCAGCAAGAACGCCUUCAUCUGCGGCCUGAUGGGAAUCGACCCCAUGGCGACCUUCCGCUGGGCCGUGCUGCGAGCCUACUUCAGAGCCCUGGUGGCUUUCAGGGAGGCCGGCCGCAGACACACCCACAAAAAAACUGGGAACGAUGCAGCAGUUUCCUGUUCUGUUGUCAAAACCGUCGACAGCUUCAGUUUCCUUCACCACCCGGUUCACCAGAGGAGCCUCGAGAUCCUUCAGAGAUGCAAAGACGAGAAAUACAGUAUCACCAGGAAGAAUCCCCGCACACCUCUGUCAGAUCUUCAAGGCACCAACGCCCUGAAUGAGAAGGCCAGCUGGGAUGGCUUUGGUGUCGGCUGUAACGGUCGCAGCUCCAGGUCUGGUCGCGUGUCCUCGACAGGAAGUCCCGCCCUGGAAGAAGACGGGAUCUUCCUCAACUCGACCAGCAGCAAGCUCCUGGAGAGAGCUCAGGGCAUCCUACUGAGGAACAAAAACGUCAAAAGCAAGCCGAGCCUUCCCAAGCACUUGUUGGACGUGAAGUCUCUGCGCUACCUGAGCAGCGUGACGCUCCACGACCGCAUCACCAAGUCUCUGCUCCACCUGCACAAGAAGAAGAAACCGCCCAGCAUCAGCGCACAGUUCCAGGCGUCCCUCAAUAAGCUGAUGGAGACUCUUGAUCAAUCGGAGCCGUACUUUGUCAAAUGUAUUCGCUCCAACGCUGAGAAGCUGCCGUUGCGUUUCAACGACAGCCUGGUGCUCAGACAGCUCAGAUACACAGGUAUGCUGGAAACCGUCCGGAUCCGACAAUCAGGAUACAGCAUCAAGUAUACCUUCCAGGACUUUGUGCAUCACUUUCAUGUGCUUCUGCCUCGAGGCACGAGCCCAACCAAGUCAGGCAUCAGGGAGUUUUUCAGACGGAUCCACCUCCCUCCUGCUGGGUAUCAAGUGGGCAACACCAUGGUGUUCCUGCGGGAGGCGGAGCGUCAGCGUCUUCAGACCCUCCUCCACCAGGAAGUCCUGCGGCGGAUCGUCACGCUGCAGCGCCGCUUCAGGGCCGUCCUGGAGAGGAAGCACUUUGUUGACAUGAGGAGAGCCGCCUUUGUCAUACAGCGAUGGUGGCGAUCGUGCCUUCUCAAAGAGUCCACCAUGGACUCGGGUGACGAGGAAGAGGCAGCGGUGUGUCUGCAGGCGGCCUGGAGGAGCUACAGGGAGCGCAGGAGGUUCCUGCAGCGGCGGGACUCUGCCAUCGUUAUACAGAGGAGCUGGAGACAUUACUGUCAUCGCAGAUCUUUGGCAGCUGUAACGGUUCAAACAGCCUGGAGAGGAUUCAGGGAGAGGAGCCGCUACUGUCGGGCGUACAGGACUGUGACGCAGCUACAGGCGAUGGGCAGGGGACACCUGGCUCGGCUCAGGUUCAGUGAGGUAAAGAAGCAGCAUGAAAGACAAGAGAGUCCACCAGCAGCAGAGAUGGAUGCAGGAACCAUGGAGGACCUCACCUCAUCAGAACAGGAAGGUUUUGUCCAGGACCUCUCUGUAGAACUGUCUGAAGACUCUAAGCCUGCUCUGUUAGAUGUGGGAGAGAUAGAAAAAGAAGAGGACUCGGAGCGAAGUAGGAGCACAGACGAGACGAGCCAUAAGAACCGGUCAAAACGCGAGAGCAGACGGAUGAGAGAGCUGGAGCAGGCUCAGUUCAGCUUGGAGCUUCUCAAGGUCCGAAGCACCAGCCUGCAAGAAGACUCUGUCCCAGACAGCAGCACCUGUCAGCUGGAAGACCCUCGCAGACAUUCACCUCGGGGAUCUCCAGCCAGUCAUGGCAGUUUUGAACUGCUCAGUGUGGAAGACAUGGAGACUGAAGGCUCUGGAGGUUUUGCUUCCCAGUCGACUGAACCUCAAGAACAUCCCCAAUUAGCGGAUAUCCAACUACAUGAGGGACUGAGGGAUUCAAACUUUAACGAAAAGCCUGCGAUGGAGCCGCCAAACAAGGCGGAGGGUCCGAGGGCAACGUUUUAUAUUGCUUCCGACCAAAGUCCAGUUCAUGAACCAAAAUUCGAAAGCCCCAGCAAGUCUUACAGAGAGAGAAGGAUGUCCGCGUCUCGGCGGCCUGUAGUGGUGUUGAUCAGUAUGCAGAAGGAGAGUCCUGUGGAGGAGGAGGGGCUGCUGGCAGCCCAAACCCUAGAAGGAGCUUCUGAAACUGGAGCAGCAUCAUCCGGUUCCCAAAUGACGCCUGUUGCAGGCUCGGACGUGGUAUCAGAGAUGGAACAGCCUCAUGGGUUUGCAACCCAGACUGAAAGUGAUGUAUUUGAAGUGGACAAGUCUUCUGAGGUCCCGUAUUCAACGGCCCACGGAGCAAGUCCAGAAUCAGGGAUUUGCUCUUCGGAGGUGGACAUCCAGAUCCUCCUGGAGCCCAGUCCAGUGAAGUCCAGUGUUCCCGCUGUCCUCCCCAGUCAGCCGGAGAGGAAGGCGAUCCGGCCGGCACAGGAGGCUCCCAGCCAGGUCCUGGACACCAAACCACCAAAAGCUCAGAAGAAGAGCUCAGGCCAGACUGUGAUCGUGAACAUGGUGGAGAAAUCCCCCAACGCUGUGUUCUCCCCACCCAGGCGCAAGCUGCCCUUCUCCAAGUCAGAUAAGGAUUUGGUGAACCAGGAAAGAUCUCUGGCCAUGUUCAGAGACGACUCUAAAUCUGGAUCCAGAAACAGAGAGGUGGGCCGCCCUGGCCCCAAAAAGAAAGCGCGAAUGUCCCGGACGCGCUCCGACUUCCUCACCCGCUGUAACUCUGAGGGGGCGACCCAGUCGGACGACGACGAUGAAUACUACAUCCCCGCCCACUCCCACACGCUGCCCCCCUCCCUGUCUCCCCCACACGCCCACCCCGAGGCUGACUGUCACAGUGACUCCGAGAUGUUGUCGUUAUCUGCUCUCCAGCCAUCUCACAAAGACCAGAAGAAGAUCCAUAAGACCAUGUCUUCAGGAGACCUGGGCAAGGUGGAGGUGCUCAGGAAAACCUCCAGUCAGGAUGGAAGCAGGAUGAGAGGAAGGAUACGAUUCUGGAGUAAGACGAAGCACAGCGAGAAGAAACUGUCGAGAGAGAAGCAGGCCAGCAGGAGCGAAUCGGCAGAGACACAUGAAGGCCCUUCUUCUCCUCCUCACAGUCCAGAUUUGGAGGCAGCUCCCUCCCUGGGGGCCAGGGACAGUAAGGAGAACAAGGAGCCGUCUCCUAAGAUGAGGAGGCGUCGCAGUGUGAAGAUCAGCAGCAUCGCUCUGGAACCCGCCCAGUGGCAAAACGACGCACUGCACAUCCUCAGCUCGGCCCAUGACUACCGCAGCAUGAACGACUUCCUCAUGAAGAAGAUCGCCGACCUGGAGUCUGAAGACGGUAAGAAGGACACCAUGGUGGACGUCGUCUUCAAGAAAGCGCUGAGGGAGUUCAGGAUCAACAUCUUCAACUCCUACUCCACUGCCCUGGCGAUGGAUGAUGGGAAGAGUAUCCGUUACAAGGAUCUCUACGCCCUGUUCGAGCACAUCCUGGAGAAGACCAUGCGUCUGGAGCAGAGGGACUGGUGCGAAUCGCCGGUGAAGGUGUGGGUCAACACCUUCAAGGUCUUCCUGGAUGAGUUUAUGACUGAGUACAAGCCCAUGGAGGGAACUGUCGGCAGGGCUCCUAAACGUGAACGUAAGAAGUCGAGGAAAAAGGAAACCGACAUUGUGGAAGAACACAACGGCCACAUCUUCAAGUCCACACAGUACAGCAUCCCCACCUACUGCGAGUACUGCUCCUCCCUCAUCUGGAUGAUGGACCGAGCCUGUGUCUGCAAACUGUGUCGCUACGCCUGUCACAGAAAGUGCUGCUCUAAGAUGACCACCAAGUGCAGUAAAAAGUACGACCCAGAGCUGUCGUCGCGGCAGUUUGGCGUGGAGUUGUCCCGUCUAACCAGCGAGGAGCGAACGGUUCCCCAGCUGGUGGAGAAACUCAUCAACUACAUUGAGAUGCACGGCCUCUACACGGAGGGAAUCUACAGGAAGUCGGGCUCCACCAAUAAGAUCAAAGAACUCCGCCAGGGGCUGGACACAGAUGUGAGCGUUGUGAACCUGGAUGACUACAACAUCCACGUCAUUGCCAGCGUUCUCAAACAGUGGCUCCGUGACCUGCCCAGCCCUCUCAUGACCUUUGAGCUGUACGAGGAGUUCCUCAGGGCCAUGGGUCAGCCAGACAAGCGGGAGGUGAUCCGCGGGGUGUAUUCGGUGAUCGACCAGCUCAGCAGGACGCACCUCAGCACACUGGAGCGCCUCAUCUUCCAUCUGGUCAGGAUCGCCCUCCAGGAGGAGACUAACAGGAUGUCAGCCAACGCCCUCGCCAUCGUGUUCGCUCCCUGCAUCCUUCGCUGCCCCGACACCAUCGACCCGCUGCAGAGCGUCCAAGACAUCAGCAAGACCACGGCGUGUGUGGAGCUGAUCAUCAACGAGCAGAUGAGCAAGUACAAAGCUCGUCUGAAGGACAUCAGCAGUCUGGAGUUUGCAGAAAGCAAAGCCAAGAGCAGACUGACCCACAUCAGGAAGUCCAUGUGCAAAGGCCGUGUUCGGCAAAGCAGCACCCACACGCCCUCGCCUCCUCUCAGCCCCAGAGUGCCCGCUGUGGUCGUGGAUGGAGAGACAGGAGGAGGAGGAGGAGGGGAGGAGGAGGAGGAGAGGAGGCAGCAGAGGCGGCAGAACGAGCCGCAGCAGCUGGCGAUGCAGCAGGAAGAGCGAAUCCUCACCGAGCAAAUUGAGAGUCUGCAGAAAGAAAAGGAGGAGCUGACGUAUGAGAUGUUGAUCUUGGAGCCGCGGACGUCGGACGAUGAGACUCCUGAAUCUGAAGCAUCAAUCGGCACAGCAGACAGCUCUGAGAACAUCACCAUGGAGACGGAGGGAGCCACUUCAGAGCCCAUAGAGCGCGCCACUUACCACUUCAGAAAGUCUGAAGCAAAGGGCAGACGAGCUUUGCGCCGCCAGCCCGACUCCCAGGACUCUGCAGACUCGACCUCCACCAUUUCCUCCUACCACCCCUCUUCCUCUCUCUCCUCCGGCUCUCCCUCCCCUCACUACCGCUUCCGCUCCUCCUCCUCCGGGCCCCUGCUCACCUCCUGCGGUUUGGGGGCCCCGUUGGCCGAGGCGGAGGGGAGCCACGGAGCUGGUAAGACCCGCCACAGGCUCAGGCUCAGCCGCAGCUCCCCCCGCGAGCCCUCAGGAAGCCACCGGAGGGAGUCUGACUUCAGCUCGGGCCCCCAGCAGCUGGUUCUGUACGGCAGCAACGAGUUCAUGGUGUGAAGCCGAGGAGGGAGGGAAAACGCCAGAAGCCGCCUGUCGGCGUGCAGGAAGGGUGCACGUGAAGGGAGAGGAGGAGGGAGAGUCCAGGGUUGAACGAGGCUGGCCACGGGGCGAGGUUGGCGCCCAGUGUCGCCUGCUGCCCCUCCUCAGUGCCCACCCCCCUCCUCCCCUGGUCCGUCAGAGCAGAGCGCUGUGGGAAUAAAAAGAAGACGAGACUGGAAAUAUGACAUGGGAACAGAAUGACAGGUCAAAGAAAGAGGGCUGAUGAAAGAGAGAGAGAGUGAAGUGAGAACAUAUGGUCGGCCAUGUUUAUCGACCCUCCCCAA